Messenger RNA from Plasmopara halstedii, 2694 nucleotides. RefSeq names its product 26s proteasome non-atpase regulatory subunit 2. Gene Ontology annotation, molecular function: enzyme regulator activity. Gene Ontology annotation, cellular component: proteasome storage granule; proteasome complex; proteasome regulatory particle, base subcomplex. Lineage: Eukaryota; Oomycota; Peronosporomycetes; Peronosporales; Peronosporaceae. The transcript is spliced from 4 exons. The record is from RefSeq and is a predicted model, not a curated record. Gene Ontology annotation, biological process: regulation of protein catabolic process; proteasome-mediated ubiquitin-dependent protein catabolic process. The coding region runs from base 1 to 2694 and encodes 897 amino acids.
AUGAAGGAGACUGCGCCGAUUCCUGUGCCGGCUAAAGACCCUGCGACCGGAGAUGACAAGACAACUGAGUCCACUAAGUCAAAUAAUAUCGUGGAAGAUGCGCCUGCCGAAGAGGAGCUUUCGGAAGAGGAUCGCAAGCUCAAAGAUGACCUUGACACUGCCGUAGCUCGAGUAUGCGAUCCGCAAGAAGAUGUGGGCGUCAAGCAUCUUGCGCUUGAGCUUCUACGUCGUGAGAUCCGUUCAGCCACGUCAUCUAUGACAUCAGUGCCAAAGCCCCUUAAAUUCUUACGACCUUCUUACGAUACGCUUAAAGUCGCUUACGAUACGUUUCAAGCCGGUAAAACAAAGCAGCUCAUGGCUGAUAUUUUGGCUGUGCUGGCCAUGACUAUGGCCAAAGAAGGUUCACGGGAGAGUCUCAAGUUUAAAUUACUAGGAAAUAGCACGGACCUUGGUUCAUGGGGCCACGAAUUCGUACGCUCGUUAGCUGGUGAAGUAGGUGAGGAGUACAAUGCUCGUCUAACAGCUGAAGAUGCAGUCGAUCCGGAUGUCAACGACUUGAUGGAGAUCGUUGACGCCAUCGUGCCGUUCCACAUGCAACACAAUGCCGAGCCUGAAGCGAUCGACAUUCUUAUCGAAACUCAGCAAUUGAGUAAGCUGCUGGAUACAUCGCAUAUUGAUGAAAAAAAUUAUCAGCGCGUGUGUCUUUACUUGUUGGCAUGUGCUGACUUUAUGUCAGAUGCGGAUGAUCUGGUGAACUUACUUAAUACUGCUUACUCGCUUUUCUUACGUUUGGAGCAGUACCCAGAUGCGCUCCGUGUAGCACUCCGUGUCAAUAACGAUGACUUUGUGGCAGAAGUGUUCCAAAAGUGCAAGGAUGAUGUGGUACGAAAUCAAAUGGGGUAUAUUUUAGGUCGUCAACGGUGUUUUUAUGAAGAUGAGAGCGAAGUGUCAGCAAAUGAGAUUAUUGGCAAUUCCGACUUGAGCGACAAGUUUCUGUCACUUGCACGAGAUUUAGAUGUGAUGGAAGCUAAGACUCCAGAAGAUAUCUACAAAUCGCACUUAUCCGAAACAGCCAGCAUAGGUCGUGGGAGGGACUCAGGGGCAGUCCCCACGGACUCUGCACGUGCGAACUUGGCAUCAACAUUUGUCAAUGCUCUGGUGAACGCUGGGUAUGGAGUAGACAAGCUGAUGACGCCCGAAGGAAAUACAUGGUUAUACAAGAAUAAGAAACAUGGAAUGAUGAGUGCAGCAGCGUCGUUGGGUAUGAUUAUGCUAUGGAAUGUUGAAGAGGGGAUUACACAGAUUGAUAAGUAUCUGUACUCUGGAGACGAGUAUGUCAAAGCUGGUGCUAUCCUUGGUGUGGGCGUAGUAAGUGCUGGGAUUCGCAAUGAUUGUGACCCAGCACUUGCAUUGCUGUCUGAACACAUUGACUCGGGUAAUUGCUCGAUUCGCUGCGCCUCAUGCUUGGGGCUGGGUAUUGCGUACGCAGGAUCAGCGCGAGAAGACGUGUCAGAGUUACUCAUUCCUGUGGUAUCACACGCUGAUGAAAAUGCUGAUAUUCAGGAAGUAUCGUAUGCUGCGCUAGCACUUGGAAUGGUGGAGGUGGGCACUUGUGACGAAGAGGCUGGAAGUGUGCUUAUGCAGCGAUUGAUGGAAAGCUCAGAUGCCGAGUUAGACUCUUCCUGCGCACGCUUUUUAGCUUUAGGCCUCGGUUUGUUGUAUCUUGGUCGUCAGGAGCGUGUUGAGGCGAUGCUGGAAGCAGCAAAGACAAUUGAGCACAAGAUGUCGAAGUAUUUGGCUAUUACAUUGGAGACUUGCGCUUACGCUGGCUCAGGUAACGUCUUGAAGGUUCAGCAGCUGUUGCGCACAUGUGCCGAACACAUUGAGGAUCCGAUAGAGGCACAGCACCAAAGUGUUGCGGUGCUAGGUAUUGCGCUGAUUACAAUGGGAGAAUCAAUUGGCAGUGAAAUGGCUAUGCGGUCGUUUGAUCACUUAUUACAGUAUGGUGAGGUGGCUGUGCGACGUGCUGUGCCGCUAGCUUUUGCUCUACUCAGCGUGUCAAACCCAGAGUAUGCAUUGAUCGAUACAUUGUCACGUUUGACACACGACGUGGAUUCGGGUGUCGGUCAGAACGCGAUUCUUGCCCUAGGCCUCAUUGCUGCUGGCACGAACAACUCACGCGUGGCUGGAUUACUCCGUCAAUUAUCUGAGUUCUAUAGUCGCGAAGCGAACCACCUCUUUGUCGUUCGAAUCGCUCAGGGAUUACUGCACAUGGGCAAGGGGCUCAUGACUCUGCACCCCUUCCACUCCGACCGACUGAUUAUGUCUCGUGUUGCCGUAAGCGGUUUGCUGACGAUCUUGCACGCUGCGUUAGAUAUGGAACAUACGAUUUUGGAUACUUCUCACUACAUCCUAUACUGCAUUGCUACAGCAAUGCAGCCCCGAAUGCUCAUUACACUUGAUGAGGAGCUAAACCCACUUCCCGUGUCCGUCCGGGUCGGCCAAGCGGUCGAGAUUGUGGGACAAGCCGGUCGUCCGAAGUCAAUUACAGGAUUUCAGACGCACACGACACCUGUGUUACUGAAUGUCAGAGACCGCGCAGAGCUCGCGACAGAAGAAUAUCUCCCGCUUACAAAUGUGCUAGAAGGCGUUGUUAUCCUCCGGAAGAACCCGAAUUACGAGCGUGAAGCUUAA